UAAAUCGGAGGCAUGGCCGCUCUCAGGCUUUUCUCUGAUAUUACAUAUGUCGCGUAAUAGAUUGCCAAGGCAAACGUCGUCACUCCUGUCAUUCAGAUUUCAAAGAUUUUCGAAAACAAUUUUUUUAUAAUCAUGUCGCGUCAAAUUACGAGCUCGAAUAGCAAUUUUUACAAUGAAAAUAAAUGCCGUGGGUGUAUGAAGGAAGGUGGUAAAAUGUUGUCCAUGUACGACGACAAAAGUAACAACAAGAUUAAUUUAUCAUGUAAACUCGCGGAGCUCACGUCUAUUCAGAUUGACAAAUUUGAUGGAUUACCCAAUAUGCUCUGUUCUAAGUGUGCUUAUCGAACUUAUAUUUUAUAUGACUUCAAAUUAAAAGUACAAGAAUCGGAUAAGAAAUUCAGGAUGAUGCUUGAAAAUCAAAUGAGUAGUAUCAAGGAAGAAGAAUUCGAUAUUAAAAAUAAUGAAGAUAUCAUUGUACAAACAGAUGAAUCCUUAGAAUUGAAUAUAUCAAAUGAUGAUUCUAUACACAAUGUUGAUUUUCUGGAAAAUUUAAAGGUUGAAAUAAAUGAAGCAAGUAACUGCGAGCAACAAUGUGAAUCUCAUAUACCUCAAUUGCUUGAAAAUGGCAAAGAAAAUAAAGAAAAUAAUAAUAAUCUACAAUUGAAUGAUCUCUUUUAUAAUAUUCUACAAGAAAUUAGUGAGAAUCAAAUAGGCACUCAUGUUGUGAAAACAGAUAUACCUGAAGAAAUUUCAAAAAUGCUCGAGUCACAAGAUAUCACAAUAAUGUAUGUACCACAUGACUCUACGACCGAAUCAAUGUAUGUAGAAAAUACAUUAGUGUAUGAUCAAAAGCAAGAAGAAAAUGAAGAUGGCAAUAAUAUAUCUGUUUCUGAAAUGGAAAUCUCAAAUGAACAAAAAGAUGAAAUUUCGAUCAAUGCAUGCAUUUCCAAUUCUAUAGAAUCUAAUGUAACUAAAAAAAAUAAACGCGUCUGUUAUGAACGUGUGGACGAUAAGAUGCAAAGCAAAAAUAAGCAACUUAACUAUAACAAAUAUAACAUUGAGCAAUCUGCAAAAACAGAAGACAGUGAUGAAUCUGAUUCUGAUUAUUUCAUCGAUGCCAAAGAUAACAUAUUAGGGAGCGUGAACGACGCGAUUGUACGAAUAAAGGAAGUGAAACAGGAAGAUGAAAUCGAAUAUCAAUGUACGUUAUGCCAGCAGAACUACGAGCAAUUACCGCACAUCUUAUUACAUAUCGUUGAUAAUCACGUCUCUAGUACCGGUCCAUUCUUUUGCAUGGUAUGUGAAAAAGAUUGCGAGAGUCACCGAGAGCUGCGAGCACACGUGAAAACACACACCGGACGAGAUCCGUAUUCCUGCUUCAUUUGCAAGAAGGGAUAUUCUAAGAAGAGAUAUCUGAAAAGACAUAUGAUGUGCCAUUCCGACUUUCCGCGUCAUCGCUGUUCAAAGUGCGGUUGUCGCUUUAAGACUAAGACAGAACUGGACUCUCAUAUGAAGACGCAUAGUAUACCCUACUCUUGCAAUCAGUGUACACGUGUAUUUAAUCACAAAGGCAAUUAUAAACGACAUCUGGUCAGUCAUUUGGAUCCCCAAGGCCUUUACUUACCUAAGUAUCCAUGCAGAUUUUGUGGCAAGCGCUUUCCUAACAAUCGUACUCUGGAAACACAUAUUCGCGUACAUACUGGCGAAAGACCAUUCAAGUGUCAAUAUUGUGAGAAAUCAUUUUCACAACGAGGUAAUCUGAUAAAUCACACAAGGAUACAUUCAAAUCCACGCAGUUACACAUGCGAAGUCUGUGGCAGAAGCUUCAAUCAACGUGCUACAUUAAGAGAUCAUGGAUUGUUACAUACAGGCGAGAAGCCUCAUGUGUGUAAUGUUUGUGGCAAGGCGUUUACAGUUAGCGCAGCAUUGAGGAGACAUAUGUUCAAUCAUGCAGAGAAAAAGCCAUUCAAAUGCGAAACUUGUGAUAUGGGAUUUGUUGGGAAAUACGAUCUACGACGACACAUGAGAGUACAUGGGGAUCGAUCUAAGGAGAAACGGAAAAGAAAUACUACAUCAAAGUCAAGCGAUUUAAUUCAACAAGAAUCGGAGAAAAGCCUUGCCGUAAUAGAAGAACCGAGCACUGAAACUAUAUUUAUAGAACAAGUAUUGUUACCCCAAAAUGUUACACAAAUAGUGGUAAAUCAAGUUGAAUCAGAGAAAGAAAAUGAAGACGCAUUGUUCAAUCUUCACUGUUACAAUUCAACUCUUGUACAAUACAGUUAAUAAUGUGCAUAAUAGAUUGUAGAUUAUACAGGAUGAAUCAUUUGAAUAAAAUGAGAUAUUUUUAUUUUGAAUAAC
Molecule: messenger RNA, 2358 nt
Organism: Camponotus floridanus (Florida carpenter ant)
Lineage: Eukaryota; Metazoa; Arthropoda; Insecta; Hymenoptera; Formicidae
Product: zinc finger protein 25
Exons: 4
Coding region: 133-2283 (716 amino acids)
Cellular component (GO): nucleus
Molecular function (GO): zinc ion binding
Source: RefSeq, a predicted model, not a curated record